This is a messenger RNA of Scaptodrosophila lebanonensis, 1416 nucleotides long. RefSeq names its product vitellogenin-3 (gene Yp3). The record is from RefSeq and is a predicted model, not a curated record. Gene Ontology annotation, molecular function: lipase activity. Bases 52 to 1305 code for a protein of 417 amino acids. The transcript is spliced from 2 exons. NCBI's taxonomy places the organism in Eukaryota, Metazoa, Arthropoda, Insecta, Diptera, Drosophilidae.
ACGUCGCUUGGAAUCGUUUGGACAACAUCGCCUUGUAGAUUGAUAUUAAACAUGAGCUUGAGACUGUGUUUGGUGGCUUGCCUGUUGGCAGUGGCCCUUGCUUCGAAGGAUUCGCUGAAGCCAUCGCAAUGGCUGAACCCUUCCGAGUUGGAGAAUAUGCCGUCGCUGAAUGAGAUCACCUGGGAACGUUUGGAGAACACACCGCUGCAGCGAGGCGCUCAGAUGGUUGACCAAAUCUAUCACGUGGCCCACAUCAAGCACGAUCUGACACCCAACUUUGUGCCCAGUGCCAGCAACAUUCCCGUCAGGAUUGUCAAAGCCAAUGGCAAGAGUGUGGAGGCCAAGCUCAACAAUUACGUGGAGAAGGCACGUGCCCUGCCCGGCUUUGGCGAUGAUGAGGUGACCAUUGUGCUCACUGGUCUGCCCCAGACGACCCCCACCAUCAAGAAGGCUAUGCGCAAGCUAGAACAGGCCUAUAUGCAGCGCUACAACUUGCAGGAGCAGCAGAAGAGCUCUCAAACCCAGGAGCAGCGUCAACAGAAAUACAAGGACUACGAUUAUACAUCCAGCGAGGAGUCUGCUGAUGAGUGGAAAUCGGCCAGGACCAACAGCGGCGAUUUGAUCAUUAUCGAUUUGGGUGCCACUUUGACGAGCUUCAAGCGUUACGCCAUGUUGGAUGUAGCCACUACUGGUGAAAUGAUUGGUCACACUUUGGUGGAGCUCGUGAAGGACGCUGACGUGCCACAGCAGAUUAUUCAUUUGAUUGGUCAGGGUAUUGCCGCCCAUGUUGCUGGUGCCGCUGGCAACGAAUUCACUAGCCACACAGGCCAGAAACUGCGACGCAUCACCGGUCUGGACCCCGCUAAGAUUUUGGCCAAACGUCCCGAUACCUUGAUCGGUCUCUCUCGCGGCGAUGCUGAAUUCGUCGAUGCCAUCCACACCUCCACCUACGGCAUGGGCACUCCAGUGCGCAGCGGCGAUGUCGAUUUCUAUCCCAAUGGACCCAACCAGGGUGUUCCCGGUGCCAAGAAUGUGAUUGAGGCUGUUGUACGUGCCACCCGUUACUUUGCCGAAUCUGUCCGUCCAGGAUAUGAGCGUAACUUCCCCGCUGUUCCCGCCAACUCGCUGAAGCAGUACAAGAACAACAAUGGCUUUGGCAAACGUGCCUACAUGGGUAUUGAGGCUGAUUUCGAUCUGGAGGGUGACUACAUCCUCGAGGUGAACGAGAAGAGCCCAUUCGGUCAGCGCACCGCGGCACAGAAGCAGAACUACUACCAUGGUGUCCACCAACAAUUGAACCUCUAAGCAUAAAUCGUGGAUGACGACAAGAAUAAGCAUGAAUUACCUGAAACACAUAAUCGAAAAAGCAAAACAAAAACACUAAAAUAAAUACAUUAGCACAAUUUCUUAAAAGAA